AUGGAGCAUCAUUUUAGAAUUGAUAUAUUUAUUGUUGUGAUAGAUUUUCAAUUGCAAGAACUGAAUAAUAGAUUCAAUGAGCAUGCAGUGGAACUUGUUAUUCUUAGCGAUGCCUUAAGCCCUAAAGAUGCAUACAAAUCAUUUAAGAUUGAGGAUAUAUGCAACUUAACUAAGAAGUUUUAUCCUCAAGAUUUUACUAAGCAAGAAAAAAUCUAUUUGAGAUUUCAAUUGCAUCAUUAUCAGCUUGAUAUGCCUAAACAUUCAGAUUUUCAGAAUAUGUCCACUUUAUCUGAGUUAUGCAGAGGAUUGGCAAUUUCGGGAAAGUCAAAGAUUUAUAAUUUGAUUGACAUGCUGAUUCGUCUAGUGUUGACUCUACCUGUUUCUACCGCCACCACUGAACGAGCAUUUUUUGCGAUAAAACUUGUAAAAACUAGAUUGCAUAGUAAAAUGGAGGAUGAGUUUCUAGCACAUCAUUUGGUCAUUUAUAUUGAGAAAGAAAUUGCUCAGGAUUUCACUACAGAGAUGAUAAUGGAUGAAUUUUAUUCUGUGAAAGAUCGUCGUUGA
Molecule: messenger RNA, 564 nt
Organism: Corylus avellana
Lineage: Eukaryota; Viridiplantae; Streptophyta; Magnoliopsida; Fagales; Betulaceae
Molecular function (GO): protein dimerization activity
Source: RefSeq, a predicted model, not a curated record